AUCGUCGAAAUGGAUGAGAUUCAACUCAGCAAAGAUCAAAUUGCACAGUUGAAAAUGGGUUUCGAAGCGUUCGAUCCCGACAAGAAGGGAACAAUCACCACCGACACAGUUGGCACCAUUUUGAGUAUGAUGGGGAUGAAAAUUCCAUCCGCGCAGCUCAACUCGGUCAUCGGUGAAUACGAUCCAUUCGGAUCCGGGGAAAUGAAUUUCGAAGAAUUUUGUGGCUUAGCCUCCCGAUUCAUGGAAGAGGACACGGACACAGAGGCAAUGCAGCAAGAAUUGCGCGAAGCGUUCCGCUUGUAUGACAAGGAGGGAAACGGUUACAUCACCACCGAUGUGUUCAGAGACAUUCUUCACGAAUUGGACGAUGCGUUGUCCCCCGAGGAGUUGGACAUGAUCAUCGAUGAGGUGGACGCUGAUGGUUCGGGCACGGUCGAUUUUGAGGAAUUCAUGGAGGUCAUGACAGGCUAAAUUAUCACCUUGGCACGAGGCGGUCGUCCCUCGUGGUCGGUCGCCACGAGAGGCGCAUAUAUAUAUAUAAACGACGAUACCGUGUCUGCCUUUACUACACACGUGGAAAACGCGCGAUUUAUCGAGAUAAUGUUUUGGCAAAGUAUGAAGUUAAAGGUUCCGCAGGGAUGACGUUUCUUGGGAUGGUGAUCUUAUAAUGCGACUACAAGAGAAAAUAAAAUUUAUGCGCGGUCGAUUUUUGGACACGCUGAAAUGAUAUUUCUAUCUAUGUGCCGGAAUUAAACGAGGAGGGAGGCUGUGAUUCAAACAAUGGUAGAAACAAGUUUAUAUUAACGUAAAUUGACCGUUCUUUUUUUUUCUCUUUUCUCCUUCCAUUGAUCGAGAUCGAAACGAAUUCUUGUUUUGUUAAUCAAUUAAGAGAAGAUCGUGUGAUUAAAUUUCAAAGGAAAGAUUGGAAACUUCAUAUUUUGUUCUCGAAACGACCGUCUGUCAUAAUAC
Apis mellifera (honey bee) is the source of this 969-nucleotide messenger RNA. RefSeq names its product troponin C type IIIb (gene TpnCIIIb). Lineage: Eukaryota; Metazoa; Arthropoda; Insecta; Hymenoptera; Apidae. Gene Ontology annotation, molecular function: calcium ion binding. The record is from RefSeq and is marked validated. Gene Ontology annotation, cellular component: myosin II complex.